Molecule: messenger RNA, 2126 nt
Organism: Humulus lupulus (European hop)
Lineage: Eukaryota; Viridiplantae; Streptophyta; Magnoliopsida; Rosales; Cannabaceae
Product: inositol transporter 4-like
Exons: 7
Coding region: 125-1888 (587 amino acids)
Biological process (GO): transmembrane transport
Cellular component (GO): membrane
Molecular function (GO): myo-inositol:proton symporter activity
Source: RefSeq, a predicted model, not a curated record
CUCUAACUUAUUUUCUCUCUUCUUUUCUACUUAUUGUGUUCUUGCAUCAUCAGUUGUGUUAAGAAAAGGCAGGGAACUGAUCAUGAGUGGUGGAAAGUAGCUUGGUUUUGAAGAUUUGCAUGAGAUGGAGGGAGGUUAUCACAAAGCAGAUAAGACAGAAUUCUUAGAGUCUUGGAGAGUCUCAUGGAGAACUCCUUAUAUCAUGCGUCUUUCACUCACCGCUGGUAUUGGAGGCCUUCUUUUUGGAUAUGACACUGGAGUGAUUUCUGGGGCACUCCUUUACAUUAGAGAGGAAUUUGCUGACGUAGAUAAGAAAGCAUGGCUGCAGGAGACAAUAGUGAGUAUGGCUGUUGCAGGCGCUAUAGUCGGUGCUGCAAUCGGUGGCUGGAUCAGUGAUUGUUUUGGCCGUAAAAAGGCACUUAUGUUUGCAGACAUAGUAUUCUUCAUUGGUGCAAUUGUUAUGGCAGUAGCUCCCGCUCCGUGGGUGCUUAUUGUAGGUAGAAUAUUAGUUGGUUUUGGAGUUGGGAUGGCUUCCAUGGCUUCACCACUAUACAUCUCAGAAAGUUCACCCACUAGAAUCAGAGGGGCGCUUGUUAGUUCAAAUGCAUUGCUGAUUACUGGUGGACAGUUUUUGUCGUAUCUAAUCAACCUAGCUUUUACUAGGGUUACUGGCACCUGGCGUUGGAUGCUUGGUGUGGCUGGACUUCCACCCUUGAUUCAGUUCAUCCUCAUGCUGUCUCUCCCAGAGUCCCCAAGAUGGCUCUUCAGACAGAACAAGAUAGAUGAGGCUAGGUCUAUUUUAGAAAAGAUCUUUCCUGCUAAUGAAGUCGAAAAUGAGAUGAAGGCCCUGAAGGAUUCGGUUGAAGCAGAAAAAGACGAUGAAGGAGAACUUGGUGAUGGAUUUUUUCCAAGACUGAAGAGUGCUCUUCGAAACAAAGUAGUCCGUAGAGCACUUCUCGCAGGCAUCACUGUCCAAGUCACCCAACAAUUUGUAGGCAUAAACACUGUCCUGUACUACAGCCCUACUGUUGUUCAAUUUGCUGGAUUUGCGUCCAGGCAAACAGCUUUAGCACUUUCUCUAGUCACCUCUGGUCUCAACUUUGUUGGCUCCAUAAUAAGUAUGGGCUUUGUGGAUAAGUAUGGAAGGAGAAGGUUCAUGCUUGUCUCCCUCGUCGGAAUCAUUUCAUGCCUUGUGGCCUUGGCAGUAGUGUUUUUCCAGGCUGCUGCCACUGCUCCUGCUGUUAGCAGCUUGGAAUCCAUGCACUUCGGUGGAAACAGGACAUGCCCAGCUUACCUCUCAGCCCCCAAUUCUCAAUCAUGGAGCUGCAUGUCAUGUUUGAAGGCACCAGAUUGUGGAUUUUGUGCCAGCAGUGGAAAUGGGCUUCAUCCUGGAGCCUGUUUGGCUGUGAGUAAUGAUAUGAGAAGCUCUUGUCGAAUGGAGAAGCGAACUUGGUACACAGAAGGUUGUCCCAGCAAAUUUGGAUUCUUGGCAGUAGCAUUUUUAGGCCUAUACAUUAUAUGCUAUUCACCCGGAAUGGGCAGUGUUCCAUGGCUUGUCAACUCUGAAAUAUAUCCUUUGAAAUACAGAGGGUUUGGUGGAGGAAUUGCUGCAGUGUCUAAUUGGUCAGCUAAUCUAUUAGUCAGUGAGACUUUCUUAACUCUCACUAAUGCUUUGGGCUCUGCUGGGACUUUUAUUCUGUUUGCUGGAUUCUCGUUCAUAGGCUUUAUAGCCAUCUAUUUCGUUGUGCCCGAGACAAAAGGAUUGUCGUUUGAGGAGGUUGAGAAGUUACUCGAGAAGGGAUUCAAACCUAAAGCUAUUUGUUCCAAGGAGAUGAAAGAGGAGAUCGAAUUAGAGGAGAAUCAAGUGUCUUCUUCUUCUUCACUAUAAAACUCGUCCCCAUAAACGUAGUGUGUCAUAGUGUGUAGUUGAGAAUCUAGAGUUAGGGGUUGGUAUUAUUGAAACCUCUUUUCAUAACAGUUCUGCAUGGUUGUGUUUGUGAACAUUUCACACUUUCAACACUCAAAACUCUCUUGUUUGUGAAACUAGAGUGGUUUUUAAUUUGUUACUAGUUUUACUUUACUUUAUUUAUUUUUUUAUCAAGAAAUCAAAUUAAUGCAUUUAUCUC